Messenger RNA from Nicotiana tabacum (common tobacco), 939 nucleotides. NCBI's taxonomy places the organism in Eukaryota, Viridiplantae, Streptophyta, Magnoliopsida, Solanales, Solanaceae. The record is from RefSeq and is a predicted model, not a curated record.
UUUCUUCGAAUGCAUGGUUUCGUCCUUGCAAAUCUCACUUAAUUUUCUUCUUUAUUAUGCAGAAUUAUCUCAGCGCAUCCACCAGAGAAAACUGCAAGAAUGCCUCCCAAGCACGGAUCGGCUCCUUAUUCGGAUGCAAGGAAUUCAAAGAGGAAGAUGAAAGAAGUGAUGGUGGAUCAACCUACUCCUGCAGCAUUGACUCCGCCAACAACAGUACCCAUGAAUUUGUUCCCAGUCCACAUUGCUGCGCCUAACCAACAACUUCCUUCCCAGCCUUCUGAACCCGUCAAUUUUGACAGAUUUUUGACUAGGCCUUUUACUUCGUAUACUGCUUUAUUAACUGAAGCAGAAGAAGAUUAUGGCCCUGCUAGUCUCCGUCGCGUGCAGGACCAAAUUGAACAGACUACCAAAGCCCACGCUGACCAAGUGAGGAAAAUGUUGUUUGAUGUUUGGAUGCGGCACUACAAGAACAUCAUGAACAGUGCGUACGAGGAGGCAAGCACGAAACUGAAGGAGAAAGAAGAGGAACUAAGGCAAGCAAAGAUGAGGAUAGCCGAACUGGAAGCGGUUGUCGGUCAACUGACUUAUCAGGGACAGUUUCUACAGAACAGAGUUCGAACCUUAGAGAAUCAGCAUGCUGGAAUGAGAGCAGCGUUCCAAGAUGCAACACUACGUGGCGCUCUCAAUGCUGGUGCAGGCGCCAGGGUUGGCGGCCCUGAGGCGCCGUUGCAAGAGGACGCUGAGUCCUCUUUCGUUGAUCCACAUAGAGCUGAACCAUGGAAGAUUGGGCCGUGUAAGACUUGUGACAAAGAAGAGGCUACGAUGCUGAUAUGGCCAUGUCGCCAUGUUUGUCUCUGCGCAAAAUGUGCUGCUGCUGCGACUGCCUGCCCUGUUUGCAACAUUCCCAAGUUUAAUAGCUUCGAAGUCAUAAUCCCUUAA